CGAUCUGGCUUCCUGAUACACUAUGGCAGUAUAUGAUCAGCUGUUUUCUAAUGUACCGUACGUAUUUUUAAACGCAAUAAAUAAAUACAGAAAUAAAUAAGAAAUUCGUGCAAAUUAUUGUCGCGAGAAAUUAUUUAUAUAUAUAUAUUACAUAUUUUGAAAUAUUAUAAAAAUGAACAAGGGUUGUUGGAAAUUUGACGAAGAAGAUAAAGCAUUGUAUAUAGAUUGGGAAGAAGAUACAGAAGAAGACCAAUCAACCAAAGAAUUUAGUUAUUGGGAUAGAUUACCUGAUAUACUAUUAGAAGAAAUAUUUUCAUAUUUGACAAUACGUGAAAGAUAUUAUGCAUCUCUUGUAUGUCGAUCUUGGUAUCACGCAUUUCAAUUGCAAAACGUAUGGUCAACAUUUACAUUAGAAGAUACAACAUUAACCAGAGGAAAAUUUAAUUAUUAUAGUGGUUGGCAAUAUGUUCUUGAUCAUAUUAGAACGUCAACAUGUCUUAACAAAGUUGGAAAAAAUUUUCGUACUCUUAUAUUUGAACCUAUGUUAAAUUUUUAUAAUUUAUAUGAAUUUAUGAAUAUGAUAUCUUGGUAUACAGAAAGACAAGGAUCAGACAAUACUUCUGUAGCAGGUGUAGGCAUUAAUAUUCGAAGACUUAAAUUUACAUUUCCUUGUAAUAUGGCAAACAGAGAUGAUCCUGAUCGUAUUAGACUUUUUGGUACUGGAGGAAAAUUACUUGAAGCAUUGAAAAGGCUUAUGAGAAAUUUGAAGAAUCUAAAAUGUUUAGAAUUAAUUGACUUAAUGCUUGAUAGUAAAGAAGCUUUACAUUUAAUGGACGAUAUUUGUGAAAAUUGUACUCAUACAUUAUCCAAAUUAAUAUUAAUAAAUACUACCAGGUAUUAUUGUCCAUUAUUACACGUAGGAGUGUUUCUUAAUUUGAAUAUUCUUGUUAUAAGUCCACAAAAUCUUCAUGAAGAUGUCAUUGAAUUACUUGGACAUACAAGAUUAAAACAUCUUCAUAUUUUACAAAAUCGAUAUAGUCCAAAGGAUACGACUGUUAGAUUGCCAAAAAGAGCAGCGUGGAUCAAAAUGAGGACGAACAAUCCAUAUAUAAAAGUACAUUUUGAAAUAGAAAGUGGUAAACCCACUGAUGUACUUUUACCAAUAGAUUUAUUAGAACACAGUGCUGUACCAUGUCAUAGUAUAGUUAUAGAUAAUCCAAAUACACAGAUUUCACCAUCAUGGAUAAUAACGCAUGGUUCAUUUUUCGAUUCAACGAUUCGAAUUUAUGCAUUCAAAGGAAUAACGAGAUAUUAUUUGCAUAAAAAUUUUUCUAAAAGAUUGGACGAAGCAUUAGUGCAAUUCUGCAAAAUGUGUCCGAAUCUACAUACUCUGAUGAUUCAUGACAAAAUAUCAACAUCGACGAUAUUAGAAAUAGUUACAACUGCAAAAUUUCUUCGUUGUUUGUAUGUAAGACGUAAUGCAGUUUUAAAAAGAUGCGAUGGUGAUUGGUUAAAAAUAUCAUGCUGGACACCGGAACAUUAUCAAUGGAUCAAAAUGAAUAGUCGUAGUUAUGAUAAUACGGAAAGGGAAGUAUCCAAAAUAUUAGGCUACAGAUGGCAUAUGUUAUCUGAAAAAGAAUUUAAAAAACAAACAAUUAAUUUACACAUUUAACUAUUAUUUAUAUUCGUACGUUAUGCGAAUGAUAAUAAAAAAAAAAAAAAAAAGGAAAAAAAAGUAGAUAGAAUCGAUAAAUGCUAAAGUACAAAUACUAAUAAUUAUUCUUUCUAUAAAAUCAAAAAAUGUAUUUAAUACUUUUCAAUUAUUUAUAUAUUGGUAUAAUUCUUUUUGCUUAAGGACUGUUCUCAUUUUUUUUUUUUUUUGGUAUUA
Polistes dominula (European paper wasp) is the source of this 1888-nucleotide messenger RNA. RefSeq lists its product as uncharacterized. The record is from RefSeq and is a predicted model, not a curated record. Gene Ontology annotation, molecular function: protein binding. Lineage: Eukaryota; Metazoa; Arthropoda; Insecta; Hymenoptera; Vespidae.